Messenger RNA from Drosophila erecta, 742 nucleotides. RefSeq names its product achaete-scute complex protein T5. Gene Ontology annotation, biological process: positive regulation of transcription by RNA polymerase II. Gene Ontology annotation, molecular function: protein dimerization activity; DNA-binding transcription factor activity, RNA polymerase II-specific; RNA polymerase II transcription regulatory region sequence-specific DNA binding. The record is from RefSeq and is a predicted model, not a curated record. Gene Ontology annotation, cellular component: RNA polymerase II transcription regulator complex. NCBI's taxonomy places the organism in Eukaryota, Metazoa, Arthropoda, Insecta, Diptera, Drosophilidae. Bases 82 to 687 code for a protein of 201 amino acids. The transcript has a single exon.
GGCACGGGGAAGGGCAUCAGAACGGAGCCAGCGCUGAAGCAAGGACCAUCGUCACACAAUAACGUUAUUCCAUCUCUAGAAAUGGCUUUGGGCAGCGAAAAUCAGUCUCUUUUCAACGACGACGAGGAAUCAUCUUCUGCCGUUAAUGGGCCCUCUGUUAUCCGGCGAAAUGCCCGGGAACGCAACCGCGUAAAGCAGGUCAACAAUGGCUUCAGCCAACUACGACAACACAUUCCCGCGGCCGUAAUUGCGGAUUUGAGCAACGGUCGCCGGGGAAUUGGUCCCGGUGCCAAUAAAAAACUGAGCAAAGUUAGCACACUGAAAAUGGCAGUAGAGUACAUACGGCGCUUGCAGAAAGUUCUUCAUGAAAACGACCAGCAGAAGCAGAAACAGUUGCACUUGCAGCAGCAACAUCUGCACUUUCAGCAGCAGCAACAGCAUCAAAACUUUUACGCCUGGCAGCAGCAGUUGCAGUUGCAGUCCCCCACUGGCAGCAUAAGUUCCUGCAACAGCACCAGCUCUUAUUGCCAGCCAGAAACAUCGACGAUUCCAGGAGCAACACCUCCCACCAAUUUCCAUACCAAGUUGGAAGCCAGUUAUGAAGACUACCGUAACAAUUCCUGCAGUUCUGGUACCGAAGACGAGGACAUCCUUGACUAUAUUUCACUCUGGCAGGACGACCUGUGAAAAACCACAGAUACAAAAUCUUCAGCAAUUGCUAGUCGCACCCAACCAUCACACA